UGGCCUGAGUUCCUCGCUUCGCACACCAAUCAGACAGACCCCUCCGCGCGCCCCGCGAUGCCGGCCGACCAGACGCACGCGCACGAGCCCGACAACGGCGGGGGUCGCGUCGCGAACCACUCCAACCACCGGACCCACUCGCCGCCGCCUAGGCCCCCCGCGCUCCCCGCGGAGGUGGUGCCGGCGUACCCGCCCCCGGAGUCGGAGGACGACGAGACCUGGGUCUGGACCCAGAUCAAGGCGGAGGCCCGCCGCGACGCGGACGCGGAGCCGGUGCUCGCGUCGUUCCUCUACGCCACCGUGCUCUCCCACCCCUCCCUGCCGCGGUCCCUCUCCUUCCACCUCGCCAACAAGCUCUGCUCCUCCAUCCUCCCCUCCACGCUCCUCUACGACCUCUUCGUCGCCACCCUCACCGCGCACCCCUCCCUCCGCGCCGCCGUCGUCGCCGACCUCCUCGCCGCGCACUCCCGCGACCCCGCCUGCGUCGGCUUCUCGCACUGCCUCCUCAACUACAAGGGCUUCCUCGCCAUCCAGGCCCACCGCGUCGCGCACGUCCUCUGGGCGCAGGAGCGCCGCCCCCUCGCGCUCGUGCUCCAGUCCCGCAUCGCCGACGUCUUCGCCGUCGACAUCCACCCGGCGGCCGUCGUCGGGAAGGGCAUCCUCCUCGAUCACGCCACCGGCGUCGUCAUCGGUGAGACCGCCUUCGUCGGUGGCAACGUCUCGAUCCUCCACCACGUCACCUUGGGUGGCACUGGGAAGGCGGUGGGCGACCGGCACCCAAAAAUUGGGGAUGGCGUGCUGAUUGGCGCAGGAGCCACGAUUAUUGGCAACGUGAAGAUUGGUGCCGGGGCUAAGAUUGGGGCUGGGUCGGUGGUGCUGAAAGAUGUGCCGGCGAGGAGCACGGCGGUGGGGAACCCUGCAACUGCAAGGAUGAUCGGUGGGAAGGAGGCCGAAGGCGAGGACGAGGACAUGCCGGGGGAGUCCAUGGAUCACACGUCCUUCAUACGGCACUGGUCGUACACCAUUUGAGAGGGAUUUUCCGAGGUUUAUUACUCUUCCUCUGUACCAUCUGUAGUCUUGAUGUACCAAAUAGUGAUGUACUGCUAUGAGUUGUGUGCUUUGGUUUUGUUUGCAACAAACUGUAUUGUAGAGGUGUAGUGUUUGUGAUCAAACGUUUUGUCAGUUGAAUGUGCCAUGCUCUGAUGCUCAGAUACUGAUAAAUUGUGAUGAAUAAAGUUUGUGUAUCCAU
This is a messenger RNA of Phragmites australis (common reed), 1249 nucleotides long. Its product is annotated as probable serine acetyltransferase 5. Bases 58 to 1029 code for a protein of 323 amino acids. Lineage: Eukaryota; Viridiplantae; Streptophyta; Magnoliopsida; Poales; Poaceae. Gene Ontology annotation, cellular component: cytosol; cytoplasm. The transcript has a single exon. The record is from RefSeq and is a predicted model, not a curated record. Gene Ontology annotation, molecular function: L-serine O-acetyltransferase activity.